CACCACCACCGUCCACGCCCCGGCCAUGCUCUCCCUCCUCCCGCCCGCGCGCCUCCGCGCCGCGCCCUCCGACGCCGCCGCCACCGCGCCGCGCCGCCCGGCCGUCAUCCUCCCAGGUCUCGGGAACAACACGGCCGACUACGCGCGCCUGGCCGCGGCGCUGCGGGACGGCCACGGCGUGCCGUCCGUCGUGGCCCGGGUGUCGCGCCCCGACUGGCUCCGCAACGCCGCCGGGCUCGCCGACCCCAGCUACUGGCGGGGCACACUCCGCCCGCGCCCCGUCCUCGACUGGUACCUGGAACGGGUGGAGGAAGCCGUGUCCGAGGCCAAGGAGCUGUGCCCUCCAGAUGGGAAGUUGUCAUUGAUAGGGCAUUCCGCUGGGGGCUGGCUUGCGCGCGUAUACAUGGAGGAAUUCGGGACUUCUGACAUAAGUCUACUGCUCACCCUUGGCAGUCCCCUCCUGCCACCUCCGAAAGGUAUCUCUGGCGUUAUUGACCAAACUAGAGGGCUACUGGACUACGUCGAGAAGAAUUGCGCUCCUGCGGUUUACACGCCAGAACUACGAUACGUGUGCAUCGCUGGAAGGUACAUUCAGGGCGUUCCUCUAACUGGAAACUCCACUGCUACUACAAAUGAGAUUGUUGCAGUGGAUGCACCAUCAGACGGUGCUGAAGCAGUCAUGAUCAGUGCCGAAGACAAAUCCGCUCAAUCGGGCCCCACCUUGCGAGCUCGCUUCGUUGGACAAGGCUACAAACAGGUUUGUGGGCGCGCUGACGUGUGGGGAGACGGUGUUGUCCCCGAAAUGUCUGCACAUCUGGAGGGCGCUCUAAAUAUAAGCUUCGAUGGCGUGUACCAUUCUCCUGUAGGUUCUGAUAAUGAAGCGAGGCCCUGGUAUGGCUCACCGGCGAUUCUCGAGCAGUGGGUGCAUCAUCUCCUCAGUUGAUGCCACAUAAGGUUUACCAGUUCCUAAAGUUUGACAGCAAAAUGGUGUAUUGACUAUUGACAUGUCGUGAGGUAAGUGUUGUACCAGCCAGCCCCAAGAAAGUCAUCAGUGUAGCUCUGUAGUGUACAGAAGAUGCAAGUCCUUUUGUACAGAGCUGCCUCUGUUUUCCUAUUUGACAAAUUGUUAUAUUUCAGAUGCAUUGUAGCUCUGUAAUGUACAGAAGAUGCGAGCUUCAGAUUGUCACAACGU
Molecule: messenger RNA, 1192 nt
Organism: Lolium rigidum
Lineage: Eukaryota; Viridiplantae; Streptophyta; Magnoliopsida; Poales; Poaceae
Exons: 7
Coding region: 26-943 (305 amino acids)
Cellular component (GO): chloroplast
Source: RefSeq, a predicted model, not a curated record